UAUAUAUAUAUAUAAUUAAGAAACCCCAAGAAACCCCCAAAAUCAGAAUUGGACAAGAGGACUAUUUGGAGAUUCUACUUUUGUCACGUCUGGUAUGAUAAGGAUAGAACAUCCAGGCAACGUAGAAAUAAUAGACUGACGUGUUGGUCAACCGAGUUUAAUAUCCAGGAUGCGGCUAUUCAUUGAAAGUAUUGCACUGACAGAAAUCAAGGAACAACUAAAACAAAUAUUACAAUUAGCAUGGAUAACGAUGAUAACACAGUUUAUGAUAGUAUUACCAACUAUUUCUUCUCUAAUAAUAGCCGGACAUCUGAGUAAAGAGAGCCUGGCUGCUACAGGAAUGGGAAUUACGGUUUUAAACGUUAUGGCCUUUGUCGUCAUCAUUGGAUUAUCAACAGCCUCAGAAAUACUUUUUGCACAAACAAACGGCAGUUCUAACAGAUCCUUGCUGGGUAUCACCGUACAAAAGAGUUUACUGAUAAAGACACUUGCCACCUUUCUGCUGAGUUCAAUUCUUGUUCACACAAACUCGAUAUUGUUAUUGCUUGGUCAAACAGAGGAGAUUUCGCAGAUGACCCACGAGUUUAUCUUGACUUGUAUACCAGGCAUGUUUGGAUUUACAGUAUUGAUGGUAGAAAUAAAGUACCUACAAGCACAAAAAAUAGUAAAGCCAUGUCUAGUAACUGGUGUAUUAGCCAAUGCUCUACACGUUUGCUAUAACUUAGCUUUUGUAUAUGGAUUAAAAAUAGGGAUUGUUGGGUGUGGAAUAGCUUUAAGUUUAACGUUUUGGGUUUGGGCUUUGUUUUUAUUUGCAUACAUAAAGAUUUCUAAGAUAUACAAAGACACGUGGGCUGGAUUGCAUUUUGAUUGUCUGAGAAAUUGGGGCUCCUUUUUAAAAUAUGGAUUACCAGGUAUGUUAAUGCUUCAGAUAGAAAUGAUCUGUUUUGAAAUUUAUGCAAUAUUAUCUGGUCUUCUGGGGCCCGUUCAGUUGGCAAUUCAUAUUAUUGCAAAUGAGGUUGUUAAUGUGUUCUUCAAUGCAGUUUUUGGAAUUACUACAGGAGCUACAGUUCAGAUAGCAAAUCAUUUAGGUGACGGUAAUAUUCGGAAAGCCAAGAUUGCAACUUUAUUGACUAUAUUGUUAGCAGUUGUUAUUCCCGCGCUGAAUUCAUUUAUUCUGCUCUCCUUUCAUAGUGUUAUACCAUUUAUUUUCAGCAACGACCAAAACGUUAUUUCUUUGGCGAAACCUUUAUUACUAAUUGUAUGCUUCGAGGUUAUAUUUGACGGUAUGAUGAUAAUUGAAGGGGGUAUCUUACGGGCUUUGGGGAAACAUUUUUAUGGGGCUGUUAUUAAUGUUUGCUUCCUGGGAAUCCUCUCUAUACCAAUGGCAGUAUAUCUUAUGUUUUGGACCUCUUUGCACGUUAUGGGAGCUUGGAUCACUCUGAGUUGUAGUACAUGUAUUAUUGCAACAUGUUUUUUUAUUAAGAUAUGUUUUACAGACUGGGAACAAGAAAUUAAGCGUGCCCAGUUUAAUGCUGGUGUGCAAGAUGCGACUCGUGAAAGUAAAGAAAAUACUUUACUUAUUGAUCAAUCAAACUACAUGUUUUCAAAAACCACAAUCGUCAUAAUGCGUUCAAUCCAAGCCUCUCUUUGUGUUUCUAUUUUCAUUGUAUCAAGCGUAUUCAGUUAUUUCUAAUUCUUGUUAGAACCCAACAAUACAAGAAUCAAUUUAAUAUUUUG
Molecule: messenger RNA, 1737 nt
Organism: Patella vulgata (common limpet)
Lineage: Eukaryota; Metazoa; Mollusca; Gastropoda; Patellidae
Product: multidrug and toxin extrusion protein 1
Exons: 3
Coding region: 170-1693 (507 amino acids)
Biological process (GO): xenobiotic detoxification by transmembrane export across the plasma membrane
Cellular component (GO): membrane
Molecular function (GO): xenobiotic transmembrane transporter activity; antiporter activity
Source: RefSeq, a predicted model, not a curated record